Molecule: messenger RNA, 750 nt
Organism: Colletotrichum graminicola M1.001
Lineage: Eukaryota; Fungi; Ascomycota; Sordariomycetes; Glomerellales; Glomerellaceae
Exons: 2
Coding region: 1-750 (249 amino acids)
Biological process (GO): DNA replication; double-strand break repair via break-induced replication
Cellular component (GO): nucleus; GINS complex
Source: RefSeq, a predicted model, not a curated record
AUGGCUCUGCCGCUCCCACCGGGCCUUGUGCCUGCAGAAGUCGCCUUCCUGUGCGAAAUGGAAUUGGUCACCAUCGUUCCGCGCCAGCGGCUGGAAAGCAUCAACCUCUUAAGCGGUGCGACGCCAGCUCUGAAACCCCCAACACGAACCAACCUGCCUCUCUGGCUCGCUCUCCUCCUCAAGAAACAACGCCGAGCCAACAUCGUGCCUCCGCAAUGGCUCCACCCCAACUCCCUCGCCGAGAUCGUCCACCACGAGACAAAACGCGACCCCGACGCCUUUUCCCCGCCGCCGCCCCCCCCGAUACGCGCUGACGCCAUGGGCAACGCGCGCCGUCUGGGCUCUAGCCCCGACGAGACCCUGUCGCCGCCCUUCCUGCCGUCCUGCACGGCCGACGCCCCCCCGAACGCGCUGCCCUUUCACUGGUUCGAGCUGGCCGAGGUGCUGUUGGCCCACGCCUCCGACGACAUACCCUCGCCUUCCGAGGUCCGCUCCCUCCUGCGCGACCUCCACGAGGUGCGCGCCGCCAAGAUGCGCAAGAGCACCCAGGAUCUGUCCGAGGGCGUCGGCGGCGUCAUGAGCCUCCGCGGCGUCGGCGCCAUGGAGCUGGCCGAGAGCCGUGGCUUCUUCCUCGGCGUCAUCGAGGGCGUGCGGAAGAUCGGCGCGAGCGCCGAGGCCAGCAGGCGCGAGGAGGAAGAGGAGCGCGGCGACGGCGACGGCGAUUACGACGAAGACGAAGACAUGCUAUGA